GGACACGCGCGGCAGUCGCGCUAAAAGGCGCCGCCCGCGAUCCUCCUUCAUCUCCUUUCUCCCCAACAUCAUCAUGGCACUCGACGGAAUACGAGAAGAACUCUAUGAAGGGUUCGUGCAGGCGUACCGGACGCUCGUUCCCGAGCAGAAGGAUCGGAUACCCAUGUCCCCCGAGGCGGCGGGGUUCGCCCUGAUAACAGCACUACCCAUCCUAUUCAUGGCAUACCUGGCGCGACGACCAGACACCUAUCUCAUCCGACUGCUCUUGCUACCCCUCACGAUCAUGGGUCUCGUAUCUUCAGCGUACCGCUACUACUGCGUUACUCCCAUUCUGAAUGUGUACAACUGGGCGGUCUCAUUACACGUAGCCGUCGCGAUCGCGAAGGCCCUACAAUACGCCCUGACCCCGGAGGGCAUCUUGAAGCGCGACGAAAUCGCACCAGGCGUCAAAGCACCACCUCCCAAAGUGAACGGGAAAGUGAACGGCAAGGUCCCCCAUCAGAACGGAGACGUCCACGGCCCCGACGAGGCCGAGAAGCACAACGCCGCCGCGGACGCCGGCCCGGGGGGCGACGACUCGGAGGAGCUCCCGCCUCCCAGCGUCCCCAGCGGCCCCUCGUGGGCGCCCGCCUGGCUCCACGACGCUGUCGAGCUACUCAUCACCAUGCGCGGCCUCAAGUACAAGUUCGGCCACGGCGUGCACAUCCCGCCCGAGACGCGCCCGCUUGAACGUGGGCCUUUCUUGCGCGCGACGCUCCGGCUGUUCAUCAUCAAGUUCCUCAUCGUCGAUUUCCUGGAAACCUGCAUCAAGCUCUUCCCGGGCGUCGGCUCGCCGUUUGGCGGGAGCAUGAUCUAUCCGGAGCUCCCUACCGUGCAGCGUCUGCUCGUUGCGCUCGCCAUCCACGCGAUGACCGGCACUGCGAUCGUCAUAGGCUUCGAGAUGGUGUACUACCUCAUCACGCUCAUUGCAGUCGGCCUCCUGCACAGCGACCCCAUCUACUGGCCACCCGUACUUGACGGCCCGCAUCUCGCCGAGUCCAUGCACCAACUCUGGUCGACGUCGUGGCAUCAGAUGCUGCGCAAUACCUUCGUAACCUACGGCGGGAUCCCUGGCUUAGUCCUCGGUCGUGAGAUCGGGAGGGUACUCGGCGGGGAGAAGGGCGCGAAGGUGUUGGGCAACACGCUAGCGGUCGUCGGCACGUUCUUCGCGUCUGGCCUCUUCCACGAGGUCUCUAUGUCAGCUAUGGGACGUGGCUGGGAUAAUGCACCGAUCAUAUUCUUCGCGAUGCAGGCCCCCAUCCUGUUCCUCGAGCGCGCCUGGCGCGUAGUAACCGGCAAGCGCGUCGGCGGCUGGCCAGGCCGUCUAUGGGUCUACUUCGUUAUGUUCGUCCUCGCGCAGCCUAUGGUCGACUCCUGGCACCGCCGCGGCCUCGGCGGCGGGCUUGUCAUCCCCUACUUCGUCAGCCCUACGAAGCUCGCUUUCCACUUCCUGGGCAUCCGCGGCUUCGACUUCUUGCGCACGACGCCGUGAUCCGCGCGCACGACGCCGUGAUUCGUGCGCAUGAUGCCAUGGUAUCCUUGUUGACCACGACUGGGUGACCGGGUUUGCCACUCACCAGU
Molecule: messenger RNA, 1620 nt
Organism: Schizophyllum commune H4-8
Lineage: Eukaryota; Fungi; Basidiomycota; Agaricomycetes; Agaricales; Schizophyllaceae
Exons: 6
Coding region: 74-1531 (485 amino acids)
Biological process (GO): lipid metabolic process
Source: RefSeq, a predicted model, not a curated record